AGUUUGGCGUGUGCCUUAGACAUGUUAACCGUCCAGUCCGUCCUAAUCUUGUUGAUAUCCAUAAAGAUUGUAAACAAUUGCUAUAUGUAUCCUCCAGACGUUAGAGAUCCAUGCAAAGGUGUCGUGUGUCCUCACGGAGCUUAUUGCGAGCCAUCGUUAGACGGUAUCAGUUCCAGAUGUGUGUGCAGGAAAGAAUGUUAUUCUUUUGGCAAUCAUGUGGAUUCAUAUGCCGUUUGUGGAAGUGACGGUAAAACAUAUAGCGAUCUCUGUCAUCUAGAGAAAUAUGCCUGCGAUAAUGUUCUCAAUAUUACGGUUAAAUAUAAAGGAGAAUGCGGUAAGUGGAUUUCUUAGUUCCAUUUCGAACCUGAGGGAGAAAGGCAAAGUAGACGGGAAGAGGGGUAUGUGAGAGAGCGGCAGAGAGCGAGAGGUGGAGAGAGGUAGAGUGGAAUCGGGAUCGUAGAAGAAAGUCGGCCACUGUCGAUACCAUAAACCACUUAAUUUUUACUUACUUUUUCGCUUCCUCUUCAAAUAUUUAAAUAAAACAGUAAAAUUCUAUCCAUUAAUUAAGAGAGUACCAUUUUCUAUCGUUCUCUUCGAAUUACAUCUAAGAAGAAGAAGAAGAAGAAG
Molecule: messenger RNA, 627 nt
Organism: Dimorphilus gyrociliatus
Lineage: Eukaryota; Metazoa; Annelida; Polychaeta; Dinophilidae
Source: the annotation of a GenBank genome assembly